CUGUAUGAGCCAUCCUACUUCUUGCUGUUGACUUGCCAUGACAAGCCUUAGGAGAAGUUGCUCAAUGUUAAUGUUUGACAAGUAGGAAGAAGGGCCUUGGCUGCCAUAUCUCUCCGACAAAACAACCACACUCUUUCGGUUCUCCUUCUACUCAAGUGCGUUUGCUGCUUUGUGAGGAAAUUACAUAUUUAAAUCUGAGGGAGAAAGACAGAAAGAAACCAUGGAGGUGCUGGUGCUGGUCGACUUCGAGGGCACCAUGGGAGACGAGAUCACAGUGAGGAUGGGGGAUGUGGUCAAAAACGUUACCAAGGCCAGUGAGGAGGGAUGGCUGGAGGGAGAGCUGGGAGGAAGGAGAGGCAUCUUCCCUGCUACCUUUGUCAAGGAGGUGCCAGUCUAUUUGAUGGGUGACAGCCAGAGGGAGCCACGAAGCAUUAGACAAACAAAGAAGAUGAAACAGAUGAGGAAAUGUGAGGUAGCAUUUGCCUACAGCCCCCUGAAUGAAGACGAACUGAAGCUGGUUGUUGGGGAGACGAUAGAAAUCAUCAGAGAGAUUGAAGAUGGAUGGUGGAUGGGUGUGAAAAAUGGCAAAGUGGGAGCAUUUCCGUCAAAUUUUGUCAAAGAAAUCUUUGUUUCCCCUAAAGACAACAAGCACAAUGAGGUCAAGUCAAGACCUAAGCUGACAGACGCGGUGUUCAACAAGGAAAUAUCUCAAAGAGCAAGUGUGAGGAACAAAGCAAAAAAUGUGGUGGAGUGUUGCAAAGUCAUGUUUGACUACAAGGCCAAAACGGAGGAUGAGUUGGAUCUGAAAAAAGGAGAAGUUGUUGUGAUACUGAGCAAGGAAACAGAAGAUGAAGGCUGGUGGGAGGGAGAGCUAAACGGACGCUGUGGCUUCUUUCCUGAUAACUUUGUCAUGGCGAUACCACCAAUGGACAGCCUGCAAUCUAGGAGCACAAGCCAACCGCCUGCACGCAACAUCGACAAGAAACCCUCAGUGAAGACAGAGGCCUCAGCGAUGGAGAAAGGUGGUCCAGCAAAGACAAAAGAUGAUAAACCAGAGGUUAAGGACAUGAGAAGCAAUCCUCCAACCAAGGUCAAGCUGCCAUCCAUCAGCAAGCCCAGCCCGCCUCCAGUCAAAGACAAACCCACCAAGGUUUUACCCAAUAGAACAAAUGGUGAUGUUGCUCCUGUUUCCCCAAAACAACCGGAGGACAAAGAGACCGACCAGUUUGAUGGAAUAGACGUGCAGACUGAAAAGCUGUGCCAUCCUACAGCAAACAGAGCCAAACCCCCUCACAGGAGACCACCAUCAGGCCUGGUUACAGCAGCACAAGCCCAGGGUGCCACUGACAAGAAAGAACCAGAACUAUCACCAAAGAAGUUCCAGACAGAAAAAGUAUCUGGCCUGCAAAAGGGUACAGAACGUCUCCUACAAUCGCCUGCAAAGCCUGAUAAUCAACCCAAGACGCCGCCUCCGGUUCGACCAGCACCACCCAAAGUAGUUGUGGAUGACAGAACUGUGACCCAAAAAGAACAACCAACUGUAGAAAGCCUGCAGGCUGAGAUCAAAGAGCUGAAGAUGGCUCUGGAUCUAUUACAGGCCCGACAUGACCGAGACAUGCAGGAAGUGAAAGAAGAACUGAGGGACGAGAGAAACAAACGAGUGGCACUGCAGGAGGAAGUCCGCAGUUUGAGGAUGAAGCAUUAAUCUCAACACAGACUGUGACUGGGCUGACCGUCUGACACUGUGCCAUGCAGGCUUUCAUACUGCAAAUUUAAACAAGAUGAACAUUUUUUUGAGAUGAAAUGGGGAUGGAGAAGACAAGCAAGCUCUCCCACUGCAGACACACACGUAAAAUUAUAGCUGACAUAGGAUUAAGAUAAUCUUGCACUGGAGCAGAGAAACUUAAUCCUUCAAAAGACUUUGAAAUGAUGUACUGUUAAAAGUUUUACAUAUUUGAAUGCUGGAAAUCAAAGUUAAUGUUUUACAUUGUCCUGUUUCAACUUUAUUUCUUUGAUCAUAGGUUUUACUGUACUUUUAACAUUUAUACAAUUAAUGCCUCAGCAGAAUAUGUAAUAUAUGCAGCUGUACAUAGGAGGAAAUAUUGUGAUGAUAUUGUGAUAUUUUUGCAAAAAAAUAUAAUUCCAAGUCAUCCGAA
Molecule: messenger RNA, 2156 nt
Organism: Sander lucioperca (pikeperch)
Lineage: Eukaryota; Metazoa; Chordata; Actinopteri; Perciformes; Percidae
Gene: mnmip1
Product: SH3 domain containing 21
Exons: 17
Coding region: 221-1705 (494 amino acids)
Molecular function (GO): protein binding
Source: RefSeq, a predicted model, not a curated record